Molecule: messenger RNA, 3913 nt
Organism: Lytechinus pictus (painted urchin)
Lineage: Eukaryota; Metazoa; Echinodermata; Echinoidea; Temnopleuroida; Toxopneustidae
Product: SUMO-activating enzyme subunit 2-like
Exons: 20
Coding region: 7-2073 (688 amino acids)
Biological process (GO): protein sumoylation
Cellular component (GO): SUMO activating enzyme complex; cytoplasm
Molecular function (GO): SUMO activating enzyme activity
Source: RefSeq, a predicted model, not a curated record
GCCUACAUGCUCAUCAUGCGCGCAGCUAAUGGUAUGGUUGUGCAACCGUUGUGCAUGCAAGUGAGGAAAAUGGCGGCGUCCAUCGAUGGAAUUCUGCCUGGCAAACUAGCAAGUUCUGUAUUGAACUCCAAACUUUUGGUGGUAGGGGCUGGUGGAAUAGGAUGUGAGCUUCUAAAGAAUUUGGUUCUUACGGGCUUUAGGACCAUUGUAGUGAUUGAUUUAGAUACUAUUGAUGUCAGCAAUCUCAACCGACAGUUUCUCUUUCAGAAAAAGCAUGUUGGCAAAUCAAAAGCACAAGUUGCAAAAGAGAGCGUGUUGACAUUCAACCCAGAUGUCUCAAUUGAAGCAAGGCAUGACAGUAUAAUGAAUCCAGAAUACAACCGUGAUUUCUUCAAACAGUUCACCAUGGUGCUCAAUGCUUUAGAUAACAGAGCGGCUAGAAAUCAUGUGAAUCGGAUGUGUCUUGCUGCUGAUGUUCCACUGGUGGAAAGUGGGAGUGCAGGUUACCUUGGCCAGGUCACUGUCAUAAGAAAGGGUCUGACAGAAUGCUAUGAAUGCCAGCCAGCUCCACCCCAGAAGUCCUUCCCAGGAUGCACCAUUCGAAACACACCGUCGGAACCUAUACACUGCAUUGUUUGGGGAAAACAUUUAUUCAAUCAGCUGUUUGGUGAAGAUGACCCUGAUCAAGAUGUAUCACCGGACACAGCUGAUCCUGAGGCAGCGGGUGAUGCAGGUCAACAAGCUGUAGAUCAUAUACCAACCAUGGAUGGUAAUGUCAUAAGGGAAUCAACCAAAAAGUGGGCUCAGGACUCAGGAUUCAAUGCUGAGAAACUUUUCAGGAAGUUCUUCCAUGAGGACAUCAAGUAUCUUCUAUCAAUGGAGAAAUUAUGGAAGAAGAGGAGACCUCCAACCCCGCUAGACUGGAAUAAUUUACCGGAUACUGAAGAAGUGAGCAACGACAAGGGUAACUUACUGAGGGACCAAAGACAGUGGAAUAUCAAGGAUUGUGUGAGGGUAUUUGAUGAGAGUCUUGCUAGUCUACACAUUCAAAGUAAAGAUAGAGGAGAACUGGCAUGGGACAAGGAUGACCAAGCAGCGAUGGACUUUGUAGCCUGUACUGCUAACAUCAGGUCACAUAUAUUUGGUAUUCCUAUGAAAACAAGAUUUGAUAUCAAAUCAAUGGCAGGUAACAUCAUUCCAGCUAUAGCUACAACCAAUGCCGUCAUCGCAGGCCUUAUUGUCAUCGAAGCACUUAAAGUUCUUGCAAACAACAUGGAAAAAUGUAAAACGGUGUACAUGACACGGUUUCCUAAUUCUAGGAAGAAGCUGUUAGUCCCAUGUGUACUGAUACCACCGAAUCCCAACUGCUAUGUAUGUGCUGACAGACCGGAGGUGACUAUUAAGCUGAACACAAAUACGACAUCCAUCAGAAUGUUACAGGAUAAGAUAUUGAAAUCUGCCUUAGGAAUGAUUGCCCCUGAUGUUGAAAUUCAAGAUGGCAAAGGAACCAUUCUUAUUUCUAGUGAUGAAGAAGAAACAUUAGAAAACAUGCCUAGAAUGCUAAGUGAAUUCAACAUAAUUGGUGGAAGCCGUCUGAAAGCAGAUGAUUUUCUUCAGAAUUUUGAGCUCGUCAUCAACAUCCAAUACGAAGAAACCCUUGAGGAGGAGGCUGAGUUUGAGGUUGUUGGCAAACUACCAGUCGUCCACAAGGAGGCUGAAGCUAAGUCAGAUCAGAAGGAUAACCAAUCAACAACACAGGCUGAGUCACAUGACCAGGUCUCAUCAACCAAUGGGAAUGGAGAUGUGGCUGGCCCCUCCCAAGAGGGUCCAAACGAUGUAGAUGAUGAUGAUGAUUUCAUGAUACUGGAUGAUGAGGAGGAAGUAGAAGAAGUUGUUGAGGAGAAGAAGAUGGAGGUUAGUGACGAUGGCGACUCCAGGAAACAGGGUCCAAACGAUGUAGAUGAUGAUGAUGAUUUCAUGAUACUGGAUGAUGAGGAGGAAGUAGAAGAAGUUGUUGAGGAGAAGAAGAUGGAGGUUAGUGACGAUGGCGACUCCAGGAAACUAAGUACAUGAACUUGGGAAACUCCCUUUUCCCGACUUCUUCUGUCAUUGUCACUCUUCCUUCACAUAUAAAUGCAUGUAUAAGUGAUUACUUACUUGAAGUUAAAUAUUUCUGUCAAUUAAAGGGGAAUCCAAACUUGGCCGUAAAUUGUUGUGUGAGAGAGGAGAAAAAUAUAUCAGGUAUGUUCAAACUUUCUACCUGUCUGAUUUUUUUUUUCCCUCUAAAAACAAAUAUUUAUUUGUGUUGGAUUCCCCUUUAAGCAGGAUAGCUGACAUCAAUCAGUCAGAUAAGUACUGUAGUACAGUCAACUCUACCCAAGUCGACCUUCUGUAAGUCAAAUGAUUUCUGAAGUCGAACGCAAUAUUUUAAACCAGAUUAUGCUAGACAUGUUAUUAGCCUUCUGAGUUGAACAACUUUCUGUGUUCACAGGAGAUUUGACAUGGCAGAGUUCCCUGUACCUUAAAAAAGUGUUGUCGUGUGCUGUUUUUAUGGUAAUUCCUAACUGGGGGGCUUCAAGUAUGCCUAACCAAAGAUCAUUUAUGCACUAACAUGCCAGUGCACCCCAACUCAUUGCAUAAUCAAUUGGAAGUGAUUUUUGUUCUUCUUUGGAAGUGCCCCAGUUAUGGCCACCAAAAGUUAUAGUGUGAAAGUCAGAUUUAUCUAUACCUUCUAACUUGGUACCCUGUCAGUUAUUCACGUAUUACUCUCAACCAUACUUUUAAUUUUAACCAUUCCAUUCAUUAUUUCCAGUGUUGACAGUUUUUAUGCACAUAUAUUUAUUUAAAAGAAAGUGCUGUGACUCUAUGACCAUUGGUCAGAAAUUGUUCAAAGAGGAAUUUUAGAGUGUACUUAAAUGUAGGUUGAAAUUACAGUGUACGUAGAUUACUCUGAGAAAAUUACACUGGAAGCAUAUCUGUCUGCAAGAAUGGUUUAAACAUUUUGUGACAAAAAAAAAUCCCAUUUCAAAAAAAUCCACCGUAAUCCAUCAUCUAAAAAGUGUACACUUUCCCUUUUAAAACAAAGCAAUCUAGGGUGAAUUCCAUGAAGAGCUUUGUCAGUGAUUUCUCUGAUUAAUCUGCUCUCAGCCAAUCAGAUGCAGUGAAUUCCAGGAGCUUGUAAUAUUUUUCAGAGAAAACCACUAUUUGUUUGGUGAAACACUCGCGUAAUUGGUCAAAACAUUGUCAUGUGGACAAGUGUUUGAUCUAUUUAGAGAACAUUUUGAGUGGACAUGUACAUUCAUAGGGCUGUUUCAUUCGAAACAAGUGUGAGUUUAAGUCAUGUUUUAGCACCAAGGAGCACAAGAUAUUUAUAUACUAAUGAUGAUCUCACAUUAAUAAGCAGUGGGAUGUCCAAAAAUGUUCAUGAAAAUAUUUUUUAAUGUAUUUAUGAGCACAAUGUGAAUGUGUGUAGUAUAAUUUCUUGGGAAAUAUGGUAAGAUUAAGAAUGGGCACUGAUAAUUGAUAUACUAUACUCUGCUCUCCUGAAUAAUGCAUGUUUAAAAUCUGUGAAAUGGGGAAUCAGGUUUCUAAUCUUCGUAUAACUUUGUUUUAUUCAAAUUGUUGAGAUAGGCUAAGAAUGGUAUAACUAACAAAUUAUUUAAGCAACCAUGAUAUCAACAAAGUUCCAUACAUUGGUCAUCAAAGUUGAUCAAAUAUUUAGGGGAAUUUGAAAACUCCUUGUUCAUACCUACGCAGAGUAAUAUGAUAUUUUGUUAUUUUGCAAACCAUGAGUUUUUGGACAAAGUUGAUGAAGUUCAUGUUGAAAGAGAGAAUGUGAUGUACAUAAUUCUAACAUUUUGAAGAAUGCAUGUCUUGUACAGUUUCAGUAGGAAUAAAACAGAAAAAAGUAAAA